Onychostoma macrolepis is the source of this 3763-nucleotide messenger RNA. It is a transcript of the gene rbms1a, whose product is annotated as RNA binding motif, single stranded interacting protein 1a. The record is from RefSeq and is a predicted model, not a curated record. The coding region runs from base 298 to 1491 and encodes 397 amino acids. The transcript has 14 exons. Gene Ontology annotation, molecular function: poly(U) RNA binding; mRNA 3'-UTR binding; poly(A) binding. Gene Ontology annotation, cellular component: ribonucleoprotein complex; nucleus; cytosol. NCBI's taxonomy places the organism in Eukaryota, Metazoa, Chordata, Actinopteri, Cypriniformes, Cyprinidae.
UUCCUCAGUAGGUGGGUCUUCGCUGCGGGCAACAGAACCGAGAUCAAUGAACCAGGCGAUUUACCGAAACUGGUCAGACAAGCCAAGGUGGAAAUAAACCAUCUUAUCAAGAGCGAGGUUUUUAUUUAGCAGAAAUCUUAAUCUGCCCAAAGCACGGAUUAUCACUUCACUCCGAAGCCAACAUUGAAGUGUGCGAUGUGGAAAAUUUACAGCUCUCUACUGUAAUCUAAUAUCAACUGAUUUUGAGAGCAGAUUUUUUAAUUCAUCGUUGGGUCGCAUAACACAGAGGAAUACAGGAUGAUCUUCGCAAAUACGGCCAACCCAAUGAGAACUCCGUCAUAUCGAAAGCAGCCUCCUGUUGCUCCGCCCACCCUUCCGAUGGCCCCGCCCAGCCCGAGCACCAAUAGCAGCACCAACAACAGCAGUAGCAGCAGCAGCACGACCGGCUGGGAGCAACUCAGCAAAACAAACCUCUACAUCCGUGGGUUACCGCCGGGAACCACCGAUCACGACCUGGUCAAGCUCUGCCAGCCAUAUGGUAAAAUCGUGUCCACCAAAGCCAUUCUUGACAAGACUACAAACAAAUGCAAAGGGUAUGGGUUUGUGGAUUUUGACAGUCCUGUAUCUGCACAAAAAGCCGUCGCAGCACUAAAGACCAACGGAGUUCAGGCUCAAAUGGCCAAGCAACAGGAGCAGGACCCGACUAACCUGUACCUGUCCAACCUGCCCGUGUCCAUGGAUGAGCAGGAGCUGGAGAACCUCCUCAAACCUUUUGGACAGGUCGUCUCCACCCGAAUCCUCCGUGACAGUAACGGAGUGAGUCGGGGAGUGGGUUUUGCCAGGAUGGAAUCAACAGAGAAGUGCGACGCCGUGAUCUCUCACUUCAAUGGGAAGUUCAUUAAGUCCUCCUCUGGGAUGCUGGGUGCAUCAGAACCUUUGUUGUGUAAGUUUGCUGACGGCGGGCAGAAGAAGAGACAGAGUCAGGCUAAAUACGUCCCCAAUGGACGAACCUGGACACGAGACGCCGAGGUGAGACUAAGUGGAAUGACCUUGACAUAUGACCCUAACACCGCCCUUCAGAAUGGGUACUAUGCUGCUCCUUAUGCCAUGGGGAACCGGUUAAUGGCUCAGCCAGGAGUGUCUCCAUACAUGUCUCCCAUCUCUACUUACCAAGUACAGAAUCCUUCAUGGAUGCCACAUCAUCCUUACAUCAUGCAACACCCGGGAGCCGUUCUGUCGCCCUCUAUGGAGCAUCCCAUGUCACUGCAGCCGUCCGCUAUGUUGGCUCCCCUCACCCAGCAGAUGGGCCAUCUCUCUCUGGGCGGCACUGCAACCUUUAUUCCUGCCAACACAGCAAUGCCAGGAGCUUACAUCCCUCAAUAUGCCCACAUUCAGCCCUCUGCCAUCCCUCCUGAGGAAAGUGGUGUACAGCCACAAGAUGUGUCCUCUUCAGAUCCUUCGUCGUACCCUUUCCAACCAAACAAGCAAUAAAACGGUUUACCGUCUGAGGUCAGAAACAGAUACGUUCUGCUGAGUGUUAAUACCGUAACAAAGUUUGCUUUCUUUUAGAGGAAGUGACAUCAGAAAGGAAGUGACCCGCAUGCACGGGUUGCAGGAAAUUUGUCCAUGAUUUAAUCAUCAACAAGAAACCUCAGAAAACUCUUGUGCAAACAUUUUCUCCAACAAACCACGACAAGGCAAUAUUACACCAACUAUGGACGACGGAAGGGAGCAGAGUUUUAUUUUGCUAGAAAGAGGAAGGAGAAGAUGACAAAUGCUUAUUUUUUACCAAGAACUAUUAACACAGACCAUGUCUGUGAUGAUGAUGAUGGUGAUGACACCUUUCGAUGCAUGAUGUUUUUUUAAGUAUGGUUUUUAUUACGUUUUUAUGGACUGUUUCUCAAACAGACAAAAGAAACCAUUUUUUUGCGGUUGGAGUCGAAAUGAAGAGCUUUCUGUUUGCUUAUUUGGUCUUCCACUUUGCCUUUUUAGUAGUUCAAAUAUUUACCUUUUAAAUAAGGUGGGUGGGGUUUAGAAUGGCUGAUGCAAUGCUUGCUGGCUAUUGGUCCUUGCUCCUGCCUCUCAAAGCAAAGGCUUUUCUGUUUGACUUUAAAUGUCACUCUGAAUCAAACACGUUUGUUGAUCGUGCGUCUGUCGUGGAUGAAUCUUCUUUCCACUGAAUCCGUGUGUACAGUCUUUCUGUAGAUGUAGAAGUGUAGAAGUGGAUGUCGAGAUGCGGGUGGGUGGGAUUUAGUGGUAUGAGUGGGUGGGGUCAAGCUAGAUGAGGUAUGUGGGUGGGGCUAAUAAAAGGGAUAUUGUGGAUUUGGGAAAGCUUACAUUGUUCCUUCUGUUCACAGGAUGAUUGCGAUUUUAUUUACAGUGCCAUUUUUAAUUUAUUUGACCUUUUUUCUCUUUUUUUUUAACACACUUCAGGAUUUUGUUUGAUGCUCAGAAAAAAAGGCAGAAGUGCAAUGUUUCUUUAGGUAGAAAGCAAGAAAUUUGACAAAUGUAAAUCGAUUAUAGAAAAAAAAAUAUCAGUAAUGCCAUUCGUUAUGUAAAUUAAACCUACAUUUGUGGCCUAACAGAUACAUUUAUAGACACACAAUAGCACAGUUUUGCAAAACUACGUUCCAAAAGAGAAACUCCACAAAGUUUCUGAAUAAAUAAUGUAAUUAAAACAUUCGUCCUUGCAAUUUAAUAAAUAAACAAACAUGCAACUUCAAGGCAACUACGACACUUUCCACCAAAGACCUUUUCUGCCUACUGUUGAACACAAUAGUAUGGACUACUGCAGUGGGUUUUGGUCAAAUUGAAUUGUAGUUUGUGUCUUUUUUUCCUCAAUCUUGGCUCUCGGCUUUAAUCUGGUUCGUAAGUGUGGACACAUGAACAUCUCUAAGCAGCUGGACGGAGGGAAGACUUGAUCACAGGUUCAUAACGCGGUUGUAAACAAGCUUUUCAUCUGUCUGUCAUACAGUUAGUUAAGCAGAUUUCUGUGUGUCUGUGUGUGAUUGUGUAUUUAGAUGUCCAGGUCAGCUUGGCCUUUGAUCUACCUCAGAGUUGUAUCUGUUGUCUGAUUGGUUGGGCUGCAGGUCUUUCCUGUCCAAUCAGAUGUAAAAUCGCUAGCUCAGGAGCUGGUGUCAUGCAAAACUUCAUCUUUAAUGCGUCUAUUUGUCCUCCUCUUUAAAGAAACUUCUAUGUUUUGUAUUGGUAUGUCUUUCUUUUGGUGUUUUUUUUUUUUGUUUGUUUUUGUUUACAUUGCAUUGUGAUGUUUUGAGCUUGACUGUGUGGAGAAUUUCUUUAUGGUCUUCUUUUUUGUCCAUUUUCUUCCUGAUAGGUGCAGCAAAAAAAAAAAAAAAAAGGAGAGGCUUGUGUAAUUUUUCCUGCAUUUGUUUGGUCUUUUUACAAAAAUCCACAUAAACUACCUUCUCUGGAAAUUUUUGCAGUUUGCUGUAGCCUCUCCGUUUUUAGAGGUCUAAUCUGAAGAACCAAAGUGAAAUACUAUCGUAGUGACUAACGUGUCAAAAAGCAGCACAUCAUAGUUUCAUUGGAGAAAUACAGUGUCUUUAUUUCAGAUGUCAAAAUAAAGGUUUCCAAACAGCAAUCAUUCACGCAGUGUAUAAACAUAGGACUGUUGUUGAAAUACUGAAUUUUUCAAAUUGUUUUAUUGAACACCUGCCACUUGCACGUCCAGAAUUUGUUUGUUUUUAUUUCUAUUUUUUUUCUCUUGUGAAAAGAUUUUUUUAAUUAAAAGAGCUUAAAUUUG